Solanum stenotomum is the source of this 1878-nucleotide messenger RNA. RefSeq names its product phosphoethanolamine N-methyltransferase-like. Lineage: Eukaryota; Viridiplantae; Streptophyta; Magnoliopsida; Solanales; Solanaceae. The record is from RefSeq and is a predicted model, not a curated record. Gene Ontology annotation, molecular function: phosphoethanolamine N-methyltransferase activity. The coding region runs from base 215 to 1699 and encodes 494 amino acids. Gene Ontology annotation, biological process: phosphatidylcholine biosynthetic process. The transcript has 12 exons.
CAAAAAAAUAUCAGGAGUGUUGUGUUUCCAAUGGUUUUGUCGUGGUCUAUAAAGUGGCAAAGCCACAGCAAAACAAAUUGCUCAACAUAUUUUUGUUUAGCUGAUGCAGCAGAGAGGUAGAAUUAGUAAUUGUAAAUCAAGGUCCUUUUCUAGAUCUCGUCUUGCUGUUGAAGGUUUUUAACCUCUUCAGCUGCUUCCAUUUCAACCUUCUAUCAUGGCUGCCAUUGCUCCAGGGGUAGGACAAGAGCGUGAGAUUCAAAAGAGUUAUUGGAUGGAGCAAACUACUGAACUCAAUUUGGAGGCAAUGAUGCUUGAUUCUGCAGCAUCUGAUCUUGACAAAGAGGAUAGGCCUGAGGUGCUUUCACUGCUCCCCUCAUAUGAAGGGAAAUCCGUGUUGGAAUUGGGUGCUGGCAUUGGCCGUUUCACAGGGGACUUAGCCGAGAAGGCUGGGGAGCUUGUAGCAGUGGACUUUAUUGAAGAAGUGAUUAAGAAGAAUAAAAGCAUCAACGGGUGCCACAAGAAUGUCAAGUUUGUGUGUGCUGAUGUGACUUCACCAGAUUUGACGUUUUUACCUGAAUCGGUGGACUUGAUAUUUUCUAACUGGCUACUGAUGUAUCUUUCCGACGAAGAGGUUCAGGACAUUGCGGAGAGAAUGGUCAAAUGGUUGAAAGUUGGUGGCUAUAUAUUUUUUAGAGAGACAUGCUUCCAUCAAUCAGGAGACCACGAGGGAAAGAACAACCCAACUCACUAUCGAGAGCCUAGAUUUUAUACAAAGGUUUUCCAAGAAUGUAAUUUAAAGGAUGAUGCUGGAAAAUCAUAUGAACUUUCUCUUAUCGGUUAUAAGUGCAUUGAAACUUAUGUAAGAAACAAAAAGAAUCAAAAUGAGAUUUGCUGGAUAUGGCAGAAGGUUCGUUCCGAGGAUGACAGGGGAUUCCAGCAUUUCUUGGACACUGUCCAGUACAAGUCUAAUGGUAUACUGAGAUAUGAACGUGUGUUCGGGGCAGGCUUUGUCAGCACAGGAGGAAUUGACACCACCAAAGAAUUCGUUGCCAUGAUGGAUCUUCAGCCUGGCGAAAAAGUCCUUGAUGUUGGCUGUGGCAUCGGUGGAGGUGACUUUUACAUGGCUGAGAAGUAUGAUGUUCAUGUUGUCGGCAUUGAUCUUUCAGUUAACAUGAUCACAUUGGCUUUUGAACGUACUAUUGGUCUCAAAUGCGCGGUUGAAUUUGAGGUUGCUGAUUGCACAGUGAAAACAUAUCCUGAAGAAUCAUUCGAUGUGAUAUACAGCCGUGACACUAUCCUGCACAUCCAGGAUAAGCCUGCAUUAUUCAGAUCUUUCUAUAAGUGGCUGAAGCCUGGAGGCAGAGUCCUCAUAAGUGAUUACUGCAAAAAGGCAGGACCAGCAUCCGAAGACUUUGCAGCGUAUAUCAAACAAAGAGGUUACGAUUUACACGAUGUUGAAGCAUAUGGACAGAUGCUCAGAGAUGCUGGUUUUAAUGAACUUAUUGCUGAGGAUCGAACUGAGCAGUUCAUGAAAGUUCUCCAGAAAGAAUUGGAUAUUGUGGAGAAUGAAAGAGAGUCAUUUAUCCAAGAAUUUUCUGAACAAGACUACAAUGAUAUAGUUGGAGGUUGGAAGGCCAAGCUAGUUAGAAGUUCAUCUGGUGAGCAGAGAUGGGGUUUGUUCUUUGCCAAGAAAAAUUGAUUUGUCUCAUUGUGUGUUGUUUCAUUGAAGAUAAUAAAAAUGAUUUAAUUUAGAUGUCGUAAUGAUUCAACCUCUACCCUUGUAGGAUUAUACUGAAUUUGUUGUUGUUGUAAUGAUUCCUUUAAUGUAAUCUGUGAGUUAGUUAAGAUCAUGUUAACAAUAAAAGUUUGCCAUAAAAA